Molecule: messenger RNA, 2482 nt
Organism: Prorocentrum cordatum
Lineage: Eukaryota; Dinophyceae; Prorocentrales; Prorocentraceae
Source: the annotation of a GenBank genome assembly
AGCGCCAACUCGGCUCUGGCCGCCGCCUGGCGCGGAGGCUUGCGAGUCCGCGCUAUAGGCGGCCCGCGGCUGCCGCCCCCCCGCGGGCCUCCUCCCUUCCUCCGCGGCUUCCCCCCUCCGCGGCGCAGGAUGGCGGCCCCGCCCUGGCUCGCCGCCAGCGUGCCAGCGCGCCCGCGGCGCUCGGCGGCCGAGCGCCGGGCUCAGGCCAUGAGGGCGCAGGCGCGAGCAGCCCAGUCGCUGCUCCGCGCCUUCGCCCCCCUGCAGCACCGGGGGUGCCGGCCUACGCUUGUAGGUACGGCGCUGGCGGAGGCGCUCGGCGAGGCAGUGGCUCGGGCUCCUCGUGCGGCCGCCGCCCCGCCGCCUGGUGCAAAUCAAGGGGGUCCUCGCGUCGAUGCGGCUGGCGCUGGGGGCCCUGGCGUGAGGGCCGCUGCGGCGGCUGGUGGCGCGCCCGCGGGCGGCUCGGCGGAGGUCCAGCACUCGACGCCCAUGGGGGAGGAUCCGGCACCGCCACGCGUCUCGGCUUCUCCAGCGUCUUCGAGGGGGACAGCAGCUGCGAACGCCCGCGAGCGCGACGUGGCACGGUCUCCGGCCCCCGUGCCCUCGGGAGUCUGCACUCCCCGCGGCGCGGGACUGGAGCGGGCCGCGGGCUCUGUCAGAGGCGGUGAGCAGGUUCCCGCCGCCUCGUUGUCGAGACCUGCCGAGGGAGAUGUUCGCGCGCGGCAUGCUUUCUUCGACCUCGUGCAGGUGCUCCAGCGGCAGGCCAGCGCGCCAUUGCGCCUCAGCGACGCCUCAUUCGGGCCUCCUGCGGGCCAUGGGCACUGUCGAGGCCGUCGGCGCGGUCACGCAGCUGUUCGUGUUCCAUCAGCAGGGCUCGGCCGCUGACCUUUGGAUAAAGAGUGUCGCCGCUUCCAUGGGGUUGCUUUGAGGCCGUUGAAGCGCGUUGCUUGUCCUCUCGUGUCUGCUCUAGCCAGGCCUCCUGUCUCUGUCAGUGUGCACGUUUGCGGCUCGCCUGAUUUUUUGAUUUCCCGUUGAGUUCAACUCGGGUCCGCUGGGUCUUCGAGGAUCUCUUCGGAAGGGGGGGCUCGGCGUAGAGCGAGCGGGGCCCAAGUCUCGCGUUCGGCUGGCCCGCCUCCGCCGCCCCCUGGCCGCGGUGGCCUCCCCGUGUGUAGUGGUGGAAAACUGUAUGCAUGCAGGGCCUCGGCCGCGAAGUGAUAACAAAUGCCCUCACCGUAUAGUGUCACCCAUAGUCCAGAGUUUCCCUGUAGAUGGUCCAUUGAAGCAGAUCGCCAUUCGGCCUACGCGGCAAGUCGCUUGUCGCAAGGGCCACAGCAUCAUCGAUUUGUGUUUUGACAGAUAUCUCGCUGCUGUUGAAACAGCAGCGUUGGUCGGCCAGGCGAGAAUUUGUUCUGGCGUCUGCCAGCGUCUGCCGGCGCCUUCGAUGAUAUCACAUACUUUUUAUUAGAUCGGGUAAUUUGUUAUCCCAGGAGGGGCAUGUUUCGAUAGUUGUUUUGCUUCCCCGUCGUGUCAGAACCGUUCGACAUCGACUGCAUCUGCGCAAGCAAACACCGAACUCAUUGUGGCUACAAUUCCUCCGGGCAUCCACUGGGGUCUUGCCGUCUUCGCUGCCGCCAUGGAAGACGCACUUGCGCAGAUGUUGAACAUGUAGUCGAAACGUCGUUUUGGUGUCCAGAGCGUCGCCACUAAUAUGGCCCAUGCCCUGCACACAGUACACGAUUGCGUUCGUCGUGUCCGUCUUGUUGCAUACCGACCGUUGUGGGCAGCGACAACGUGUCUUAAAUAUUUACGCGCACGCAACCGAGUGCGGAAUGAGCUUGCCGAUGAGCAGAGAGAGUUGCGUAUCCAAGGACCCCGGUCGUACCUGGCAGAACAGAACAUGACAUCCGAUGCCACAAGUAUUCCGCACGUCUAGGCACCGCGAAAGUUCGUGGCACGUUUCCGUGCCGGCCGUCUGCUAGACAGAGCUGGUUUCGUCACACCAGCUCCGUGGGAGGUGGACUCGGGCAUCACCAGCGCAGGUCGUUCAUCAGAGCAGCGCAGAGCAUCGGCGAGGCCCAGAAUGCAGGUUUCCUGGGGUGCCUCCAGUCGCCCCCGACGGCGGCAGCGCAAGGCGCCCCGCGACCACACACAUUUGAGCAGGGUAUCGUAGUUCUGGGUGUCGUGGUUGCUCGGUCUCUUGCCGAACGGGAGGGCGAUUGCCCCGAAUAGGCGCAAGCAAGACCGAUAUUGCCGCCGCCAGAAAGCGGCUGACACAUUUUUUCAUUGGAGCAAGGAGUAGGUUGAAAGUUUCGCACCAGUGUUGCUGUCGGGCCUCUAGGCCUUCCGUGACACGACACGAUCGUAGCUUCUCUUCCUCAACACGUGCGGUCAAGCGCAGCUUCAAUAUAGCGAUGUCACAGCGUUCCCGGAUCACGGAUGGUUUGCAGACACGAGUUUAUUGGAGUUCGGUUUGUCUUCAUCCGCC